UUUGAUAUCUUUAUUGAAUUAUCCGCCCAUCGUGUGUGAUCAAACCGCAGAUAGAACGCGCUUUAAGAAUAUACUAUUUUAAACGAAUUAAAUAAUGUAAUUGAGCAAUGUAUGUAGUAUAUAUCAGAAAAUAAGCAUAUCAAUCGAUGGAUAAUCUAUAGCUUUAUCACACUAUUACUCGAAAUUUUAAAAGCAUAAUCAUGUCGAAAAUAGAAUAUGUACAAUCAACUCAUGGUAAAACUCAUGUAUGUUAUGAAGGUUUUCGGUAUUAUUGUCACCGUAAAAAUGAUGAUGAUUGAAAGUAUUGGAAAUAUGUUAAAAAAUCUUGACGUGUUGGCUUAACAAUAAAACCAGAUGGUACAAUUAAGAUACGUGCUGAUCAUGGCCACUUGCCAAAUGAAGCUAACAAAAAAGUGUUGAUUAUACACCAAAAUUUAAAACGCAAAGUGGUUGAAUCAUCGGUACCAAUUGAUGCUAUCGUCGAUCAGACAUAUGCUGGUCUCCAGAAUUCAACCGUAUGCCAAGAUGUUGUAAUUCAGUUACCAUCUAUUGCAACAAUGAGAAAUAAUCUUCAAAAGGAACGUCGCAAAACAAGACCACCACUUCCCAAGAAUAUUACCGAGUUACCACAUCCAAUUCUAAUUAACUACCAAAAGAGUUUAAAUGGCGAACAAUUUGUACUUUAUGAUGGUUUAAUAAAUGGUCCACGAUGUGUUAUAUUUUCGACGCCGACUGAUAUGUUAUACUUAUCUCAAAGUGAAAUGUGGUACUGCGAUGUAUUACAUGAUUUUAUCAAAUUUAUUCUAUCCAUGGGUAUAAUGAUGAUGGUAUUAUGA
Didymodactylos carnosus is the source of this 836-nucleotide messenger RNA. The record is from the annotation of a GenBank genome assembly. Lineage: Eukaryota; Metazoa; Rotifera; Eurotatoria; Philodinida; Philodinidae.